Gymnogyps californianus (California condor) is the source of this 6581-nucleotide messenger RNA. RefSeq names its product cytoplasmic linker associated protein 1 (gene CLASP1). Gene Ontology annotation, molecular function: microtubule binding; kinetochore binding. Lineage: Eukaryota; Metazoa; Chordata; Aves; Accipitriformes; Cathartidae. The coding region runs from base 250 to 4935 and encodes 1561 amino acids. Gene Ontology annotation, biological process: mitotic spindle assembly. Gene Ontology annotation, cellular component: cytoplasmic microtubule; mitotic spindle; microtubule organizing center. The transcript has 40 exons. The record is from RefSeq and is a predicted model, not a curated record.
CUCAACAGUACAGCACUGCUCGUUGCUUUGUCUAUUACUAGUUAUUUAAAUUGGACUUUUAAUAUCCUGCCAGCUGCUGUUCACACACACAUGGUGCAUUGUUGCCAUUCUCAGAAUUGCAUCUUUGAAACCCAGACCCUCAGUAACCUUCAUCGAACAAAGAGGCGACCUCCUGCGUACGUUUAUAGAGGGAUUUUUCGAACCUACUGCCCUCUAGCUUUCUUGCUGGUGCUGUAUUUCUAAGACACUAUGGAGCCCAGUAUGGAGUACUGCUUAGCGCAGGUGCUGCAGAAGGAUGUUGGAAAGAGACUUCAGGUUGGCCAGGAAUUGAUAGAUUACUUCUCAGAUAAACAGAAGUCAGCUGAUCUUGAACAUGAUCAGACUAUGCUGGAUAAAAUGGUUGAUGGACUGGCCACUUCUUGGGUAAAUUCCAGCAAUUAUAAGGUGGUUCUCCUGGGGAUUGACAUCCUUUCCGCGCUAGUGUCCCGCUUGCAAGAUCGCUUCAAGGCCCAGAUUGGCACAGUGCUGCCAAGUUUACUUGAUAGGCUGGGAGACUCUAAGGACUCGGUGAGGGAGCAGGAUCAGACCUUGCUGCUAAAAAUCAUGGAACAAGCUGCUAAUCCUCAGUAUGUGUGGGACAGGAUGCUAGGAGGAUUCAAACACAAGAAUUUCCGGACAAGAGAAGGGAUUUGCCUCUGCCUUAUUGCAACACUCAAUGCAUCUGGAGCUCAGAGUUUAACGCUGAGUAAGAUAGUGCCACAUAUAUGUAACUUACUUGGAGAUCCAAACAGCCAGGUUCGAGAUGCAGCAAUAAACAGCCUUGUGGAAAUUUACAGACAUGUUGGUGAACGUGUAAGGGCUGAUCUCAGUAAAAAAGGAUUACCCCAAUCUCGGUUGAAUGUAAUUUUUACAAAAUUUGAUGAGGUCCAAAAAUCUGGAAACAUGAUCCAGAGUUCAGGUGAUAAAAUUUUUGACGAUGAAGACUCCGUGGAUGGGAACAGACCUUCCUCAGCUAGCUCCUCUACAUCUUCAAAGGCCCCUGCAAACUCACGCAGAGUUGGGAUGGGGACUACACGCAGACUUGGGUCUGCAGCUCUGGGCUCCAAGUCUUCAACAGCCAAAGAGGGAGCAGGUGCUGUGGAUGAAGAAGACUUCAUUAAGGCAUUUGAAGAUGUCCCAACGGUUCAGAUUUAUUCCAGCCGGGAUCUUGAGGAAUCCAUAAACAAAAUAAGAGAGAUACUAUCAGAUGAUAAGCACGACUGGGAGCAGAGAGUUUCUGCGUUGAAAAAGAUCCGCUCCUUACUUUUGGCUGGAGCUGCAGAAUAUGAUAACUUCUUCCAACACUUAAGACUUUUGGAUGGAGCGUUUAAAUUAUCCGCUAAAGACCUGCGGUCUCAAGUAGUACGAGAGGCUUGUAUCACAUUGGGACAUUUGUCAUCAGUUCUGGGAAACAAGUUUGACCAUGGGGCAGAAGCCAUCAUGCCAACAAUUUUUAAUCUAAUUCCGAAUAGUGCCAAAGUCAUGGCCACUUCUGGUGUUGUAGCAGUUAGAUUAAUCAUUCGACAUACGCACAUCCCUCGAUUAAUACCCAUCAUAACCAGUAAUUGUACCUCCAAGUCUGUUGCAGUCAGAAGGCGCUGUUUUGAAUUUUUAGACUUGCUGUUGCAAGAGUGGCAAACACACUCCCUAGAAAGACACAUAUCAGUGUUAGCUGAAACGAUAAAGAAGGGAAUUCAUGAUGCAGACUCUGAAGCCAGAAUAGAGGCAAGAAAGUGUUACUGGGGUUUCCACAGUCACUUCAGCCGAGAGGCAGAGCAUUUGUACCACACCUUGGAGUCUUCCUACCAGAAGGCCCUGCAGUCGCAUUUGAAGAACUCUGACAGCAUCGUGUCCUUGCCACAGUCGGAUCGCUCCUCCUCCAGCUCCCAGGAGAGUCUCAACCGUCCAUUGUCUGCCAAAAGAAGUCCUACUGGAAGUACUACAUCUAGAGCAUCUACAGUAAGUACAAAAUCUGUGUCAACACCAGGAUCUCUGCAGCGAUCCCGCAGUGACGUCGAUGUGAAUGCAGCAGCUAGUGCCAAGUCAAAAGUGACGUCUUCUGGAGCAUCCACCCCCUUCAGUUCUGCUGCAGCCUUGCCCCCAGGCUCAUACGCAUCACUAGGUCGGAUUCGUACAAGGAGACAGAGCUCUGGCAGUGCCACAAGUGUCACCUCAACGCCUGCUGAUACCCGAGGCCGCAGCCGGGCUAAAGUAGUUUCCCAGUCCCAGCGAUCCAGAUCAGCUAAUCCUGCUGGUGCUGGUAGCCGGUCUAGUUCUCCGGGUAAGCUGUUAGGAAGCGCCUAUGGUGGCCUGAGCGGUGGAACAUCCAGAGUCCAGCCGGUGCCAUCAUCUUCAGAGAAGCGCAGCAAGAUCCCUCGGAGCCAGGGAUGCAGUCGAGAGACGAGUCCCAGCAGAAUAGGACUAGCACGGAGCAGUCGUAUCCCCCGACCCAGCAUGAGUCAGGGGUGCAGCCGUGAUACCAGCCGUGAGAGCAGUCGAGAUACAAGCCCUGCUCGGGGCUUUCCUCCACUUGCUUCUCGACGUCAUUCCAGGUCCACUAGUGCUCUCUCCACUGCUGAUUCUGUUGGGCAGUCAGACCGGUUUGGACUCGGACAGCCAGGCAGGAUGCCUGCUUCUGUGAAUGCCAUGCGAGUCCUGAGCACAAGCACAGAUCUGGAGGCUGCUGUGGCGGAUGCACUGAAAAAGCCAGUGAGAAGAAGAUAUGAACCCUAUGGGAUGUACUCCGAUGACGAUGCUAACAGCGAUGCAUCAAGCGCUUGCUCGGAGCGCUCCUAUGGUUCCAGGAACGGGGGCAUUCCACACUACCUGCGGCAGACUGAAGACGUGGCCGAGGUCCUGAACCACUGUGCCAGCUCCAACUGGUCUGAAAGGAAGGAGGGGCUCAUAGGUCUACAGAACUUACUGAAAAGCCAGCGGACACUGAGCCGAGUCGAAUUAAAAAGGCUAUGUGAAAUAUUUACUCGCAUGUUUGCUGACCCUCACAGCAAGAGAGUCUUCAGCAUGUUUCUGGAAACCCUGGUUGAUUUUAUCAUCAUUCAUAAAGAUGACUUGCAGGAUUGGCUUUUUGUUCUCCUCACCCAGUUGCUAAAGAAAAUGGGAGCAGAUUUGCUGGGGUCUGUGCAGGCGAAAGUUCAGAAAGCUCUGGAUGUCACCAGGGAUUCUUUUCCAUUUGAUCAACAAUUUAACAUUUUGAUGAGGUUUAUUGUAGAUCAGACCCAAACACCAAACCUGAAGGUGAAAGUUGCUAUCCUGAAGUAUAUUGAGUCCUUGGCAAGACAGAUGGAUCCAACAGACUUUGUGAACUCCAGUGAGACAAGACUUGCUGUAUCUAGAAUUAUAACUUGGACAACAGAACCAAAGAGCUCAGAUGUGAGAAAGGCAGCACAAAUAGUCCUGAUUUCUCUCUUUGAACUGAAUACUCCUGAGUUUACCAUGUUACUUGGUGCCUUGCCAAAAACAUUCCAGGAUGGUGCUACCAAGCUCCUGCACAACCACCUCAAGAACUCCAGUAACACCAGUGUGGGUUCACCCAGCAAUACCCUUGGUCGGACUCCUUCCCGGCACUCCAGCAGCAGAACCAGCCCCUUAACUUCACCUACCAACUGUUCCCAUGGUGGACUGUCUCCAAGUCGGUUCUGGGGUUGGAGUGCAGAUGGGCUGUCGAAGCACCCCCCUCCCCUUUCUCAGCCUAACUCCAUCCCCACUGCUCCUUCCCACAAGACUUUCAGACGCUCUUACUCUCCCAGUAUGCUGGAUUAUGACACGGAGAACCUAAAUUCUGAUGAAAUCUACAGCUCUCUUCGUGGAGUCACAGAAGCGAUUGAAAAAUUUAGUUUCCGUAGUCAAGAGGACCUGAAUGAGCCAAUCAAACGUGACGGAAAGAAAGACUGUGACAUUGUGUCUCGAGAUGGUGGCCUCGCUGUGCCUACUAGUGAUGUCCGUGGAAGCAGUGACAUUGUGGAAGGUGGAAGGAUGGCUCUAGAUAAUAAAACCUCCCUACUUAACACCCAGCCUCCCCGCGCCUUUUCAGGGCCACGUGCUCGAGAAUAUAACCCCUAUCCUUAUGCUGACACAAUUAACACUUAUGACAAGACUGCCCUGAAGGAAGCAGUGUUUGAUGAUGACAUGGAUCAACUUCGGGAUGUACCCAUUGACCAUUCAGAUUUGGUGGCUGAUCUUCUGAAAGAGCUCUCCAACCACAAUGAGCGGGUGGAGGAGCGGAAAGGAGCUCUCCUGGAACUGCUAAAGAUCACAAGGGAAGAUAAUCUCGGAGUUUGGGAGGAACAUUUCAAAACGAUUCUGCUCUUGCUGCUGGAAACACUUGGAGACAAAGAUCAUUCAAUAAGAGCCCUGGCGCUGCGAGUCCUGAGAGAGAUCUUACGGAACCAGCCAGCAAGGUUUAAGAACUAUGCAGAGUUGACUAUCAUGAAAACACUGGAAGCACAUAAGGAUUCCCACAAGGAGGUCGUCAGAGCUGCUGAAGAAGCUGCUUCCACCCUGGCGAGUUCCAUCCACCCCGAGCAAUGCAUCAAGGUGCUUUGCCCCAUCAUUCAGACUGCAGAUUAUCCAAUUAACUUAGCUGCCAUCAAAAUGCAGACGAAAGUCAUCGAGAGGAUUUCCAAGGAAUCGUUGCAUCAGCUCCUUCCCGAUAUUAUUCCUGGGUUGUUACAGGGUUAUGAUAAUACAGAGAGCAGCGUCCGUAAAGCUAGUGUAUUUUGCCUAGUGGCAAUUUAUUCAGUAAUUGGAGAAGAACUGAAACCUCAUCUCGCACAACUCACGGGAAGCAAGAUGAAGCUACUAAACUUGUACAUAAAGAGGGCCCAGACCACCAACAGCAACAGCAGUUCCUCUUCAGAUGUUUCAACGCACAGUUAAUGGAGAUAUGUGGACAUAUGUGUAGACUUAGAAGCAAUCAACGGUGCCUCUGAGACCUUUCUGCUACUCUUCACUGGCACGCUCCAUCAGCUCAAGGAGGCCAUGCAGAUAUUUAUUGCAAUCAGUAUUUUAGUCCCUUAAAAGCUUUUAUGUAGAAUCUUACUGGUAUUGAAUGUAAAGGAAGCAAGGUCUGUGUUGCAGUCUUCAUUAAAAGUGAACAACAGAAAGCCAUACUUAAACAUAUUUGUAUAGCCUGCUGAAAUCUCAGAAAUAUGUUUAGGUUAGCGUUCCAAAACUGAGUCUGAGAACCUGGACACGUAUAAAGGUCAAACAAAUCUUGUUGGUUUAGUUCAUACCCAGUUUUGAUUUCUGUGUGCUAGUUACCUGCUCUCUCCCUGCAGCCGUUCUGGCUAGGUUCUCUUCUUACAAGUCUUGUGGUCCUGUUUUGUAUUCCCUGUUGCAGCUUGCCUAAUGUGCAGGGCUCUCUGUGGGGAGAUCUUUGCAGAUGUGGCUGUGAUUCCAGCCUCGGAUGCUUUAAUACUGAGAGAUAUCAAGUGAGUAAUGAAAAAGUAAGUUCUUUUUAAACAUCUGAGUUUUUGUACAUAGUUCUUCUGACAGACCUCCAAUAGGCUGAUUCCUCUGUAACUGCUCUCCAGCGAGCUAUGAUGUGCAAAACAGCUGGGCUUUUGCUCCUUUCAUUGACUGUGUAAAUAUUUCUCCCCUCCCAACCCAUUCGGCUCUUUCAUACGCUCAAAAGACUCUCCAGGUUACUCGUUACUCGCCAAAGGGAACCUGAGACCCAAUUCUGGGACCGAUGCCUGCAAAUGGGACACUGGAGUUAGGUGGGCGGGUGUUGGAUUAGGCUCUGAGUGUGUCCGUGGGGGGGCAGUGGGAGCUGGCAGGGCUGUAUCUCAGUGCUGCCUUGUGAGGCUAGCUGCAUUUUUCUUGAAGUCUGUAGCGUCAAAGGGCUGAUCUGCUGCUCUGACCUGACCCACUGGUGUUGGGUGAUGAAUGGCUUUGUCCCCACAACUCCUUUGUGCUUUGGGCAAAAUGGUCAUCCCAGAGGACAGAAAGGGUGUCUGAACAAAAAGACCCCGUGGAAGCACCUGCUGGGACAGUGCUGGUUGCCUGCCACAGCUCCCCUCCUGUGCCUGAAGAGCCUGCAGUGCUGUUAGCUGCCUUUAGAAACCUCCUUCUUCCUGGCCAGCCCCACGCACAGCCCUGCUGAGUGCCCUGCAUUUCGGAGGGGUGCAGAGGGCCCUCACUGGGCACUGCUGCCAGCAGGGUGCUGUGGGUGAGGGUGCAGCGGGGCAAAUCCUUUUGCAGCCUGAUGACACAGACCAAGUCAGAGCCACACCAGCAGCAGUCAAAUACCCCACAGUACCACCCUUUCCCAAAGGGAGACCCUUCUGUUUGCAAAGGGCGAGCUCCCCCUGCCUCUGCCUGUAAUCAGGGGAAGCAGGACGAUGCUAGUGCUGUGUUUUGCCCUGGGCUGGAUCCUGGCUGACGAGCAUGCCCACCCCAAACCUGCAAUGGAUCAUAACUGGGUUUUUGUCCCCCGUGCCAGUGAUGCAAGAGGAUGGUGGACCUGCAGCUUACAGUUGCAGCUGUGGUGAUGGAUGUGUGCUCCCUGGCUGCUCUCAGUG